This is a messenger RNA of Rosa rugosa (rugosa rose), 1738 nucleotides long. RefSeq names its product E2F transcription factor-like E2FE. The record is from RefSeq and is a predicted model, not a curated record. Gene Ontology annotation, cellular component: RNA polymerase II transcription regulator complex. Gene Ontology annotation, molecular function: DNA-binding transcription factor activity, RNA polymerase II-specific; RNA polymerase II cis-regulatory region sequence-specific DNA binding. Gene Ontology annotation, biological process: regulation of transcription by RNA polymerase II. The coding region runs from base 173 to 1363 and encodes 396 amino acids. NCBI's taxonomy places the organism in Eukaryota, Viridiplantae, Streptophyta, Magnoliopsida, Rosales, Rosaceae. The transcript has 12 exons.
UCUUUCAAACUUUCAAACCCAAAAACCAUCUCUCUCUUCGCGUCUUCUUCUUCUUUCAGAUCCCUAAAACCCAUACCCAAAACCAAACCCUCCCUCAUUUUUCAAAUCCCGCCUUAACGGUCCUCUAUUAAUCUCAGUCCUUCACUUCCCUUCCCUCCAUUUAUCCUCAACCAUGGAGUCCGCCGAACCUCCACCUCCUCCUCCGCCGCCGCCGCCGCAACCGGAGACAGCUUCCAGGCACCACGCCUAUAGCCGGAAGCAGAAGUCUCUCGGCCUCUUGUGCUCCAAUUUCAUUGCGCUGUACGAUCGCGAAGGCGUCACCUCCGUCGGCCUAGACGACGCCGCUGCAAGAUUAGGUGUGGAGAGGCGGCGGAUCUACGAUAUCGUUAAUGUGCUUGAGAGCGUUGGGGUUCUUUCGCGAAAGGCAAAGAACCAGUAUACUUGGAAAGGGUUUGGGGCAAUCCCUAUUGCUUUACAGGAGCUAAAGGAAGAGGGUCUGAAAGAGAACUUCAAUACUUUCCAUGGCAAUCUCCAGGGCAAUGAUGAUCCUAAAUGUUCACAGGGUUCAGAUGAUGAGGAAGGUGAUGAGAGUGGUCCUGCAACUGGGAGUCAGAAUGAGAACCUCAGUGUCAAUCCCAAAUCUUCAGCAAACUCAAAAAAUGAUAAUAGAAGGGAAAAGUCUCUGGCACUACUUACACAGAAUUUUGUGAAGCUCUUCGUCUGCUCCACUGUAGAAUCCAUCUCCCUUGACGAAGCUGCAAGGUUAUUACUUGGGGAUGCACACAAUGCAUCUGUAAUGAGAACAGCUAAAGUAAGGCGGAUUUAUGAUAUUGCAAAUGUUUUGUCCUCCAUGAAUCUUAUUGAAAAGACCCACACAGCAGAUACAAGGAAGCCUGCAUAUAAAUGGUUGGGAUUAAGAGGAAAAGAUGCUGCAAGUUCAGCUUCAGACGAGUCUAGAAAAAGAGCCUUUGGAACAGACAUCACAAACGUCAGUUGUAAGAGGGGCAAGGUAGAAUCUUCUACUGCUGGGAAAUUGGAAGCUCAGAAACAAAAGCAACAUGAGAGUACAGUACGGCAACGUGAGAGCAUAGUACGUAAGGUUGAUAGGAACAAUUUAGAGGACUCAAAAGAAAAUACAAAGAGCUACCAGUUUGGCCCUUUUGCUCCAGUUACUAUUGCCAGAGCUGGGAAUUUCAACAUGAAGAAGGUUGACUGGGACAAUUUGUCGUCUACUUACCGUCCCCAGUAUCAGAAUCAAGGAGCAGGAGGAAGUAGUGGGAGAAAGAGAAGAGAGGAGGAAAGAGAAAUAAACAGAACAGGAGAGUAUGGGAUAGAAGAAGAUCAAGAACAAGAGGAACUUUGAAGGAGCUGUUUUCUCAUUACAUGGAAGCAUGGAAGUCAUGGUACUCUGAAGUUGUUGAGAAGCCAAUCGAAACUUGAUGUUUCUCCAUUUUCGUUACAUUCCCAAAUUGAUUGAGGAAAUUGCUUCUGUUCAACUCUCGAUGUUGACUCGGCAAAGAAGGGAUCGCCCUGUUGGAUGCAUUUCUCCAUGCUCCAUUUUAGAAUGGCAAUCCUCAGGAUACUUUUUAACAUUUUGUGACCCUGUUUAUCGGCAUUCAAUACAGAUUCUUUUCUUGGUUUAUGCAACUGAUUGCUAGUUCUAGAUGAUUAGGUUGAAGUGAAUGUUGUAUAGAUAUGGCAGGCUUAUUUGCUCCUUUCUCGAGUCUACAAUUGUUAA